AUGCCUUCUCUUCUUGAGUCGGACAGGUGGGGGCUGACAAACGGUGCCCCACCUCUGGUGGUAGCAGCUGCCACUGAUGCACUGAGGCCUGCUGGCUCUGAGCUCUGCAUCCACGAGGAGGUGGGAGAGGGGCGAAGGGACGGAGAGGAGGCGGAUGAGCUUGGUGGACCACCUCCUCGUCUCUCCCUCACCUACCCCUUCUGCCUAACCCUCGCUCCUCUCUCUCUCACCUAUUCUCCGCUCCUCAGCUUCUCUCCUCUCUCUCUAACCUCCUCUCUCCCCUCCCACCUACUCUCCUCUCCCACAUCUCCACUCCUCUCCCUCCUCUCCCUCACCUACCCUCCUCUCCCUCAUCUCCUCUCAUCUCUCUUACUUGAUCUCCUCGCCCUAAUCUUCUCUCCUCUCGCCUACUCUCCUCUCUCUCACCCUCUCUUUUCUGUUUCACCUCUUUUCUUCUCCCUCACCUACUCUCCUCUCCCUCAUCCCCACUCUUCUCCUUCUCUCCUCUCUAUCACCUCUUCCCCACUCUUCCCCACUCUUCCCCUCUCUCUCACAUACUCUCCUCUCUCUCAUCCACUCCUAUGUCUCUCACCUACUCUCCUCUCUCUCACCACCGCUCCUCUCUCUUACUUACUCCCCGGUCUCCCAGUUUCCAAGUCCGUCACUCACCCCGCUGUGCCAUCCGCAUCUGACCCUCCUUCCCCUCCCUCCCCCACCUCCUCUCCUUCCCCUCCUUCCCGUCCUUCCUCUCCUUCCCCUCCUCCUCUUCCUUCCUCUCCUUCCCCUCCUUCCCCGCCUUCCCCCCCUUCCCUGCCUUCCCCUCCUUCCCCAUCUUCCCAUCCUUCCACCUCCUUCCCUCUGUCCCCCUUUUUUCUUCCCUCCUCACCGUCCCUAAUAGAAGCCUCCCUCACACCAUCUCUCCCCAAAAUACCUGCAGUCCCCAUUCCCCUUGCUGCAAAGCCGGUCAAUUCCUCAGCCGCUGCAGUGGACAACCAGUCCACACGAGGCCCUGCACCACCGCCUUGUCUAAGUUGGCACUCCCUCACUUCAGCUGGCACCUGUGGCAGUCCAUGCCGCUGCAGCAGUCCUCGCUGCUCUGCAGGCUUGUGA
Molecule: messenger RNA, 1110 nt
Organism: Closterium sp. Naga37s-1
Lineage: Eukaryota; Viridiplantae; Streptophyta; Zygnematophyceae; Desmidiales; Closteriaceae
Source: the annotation of a GenBank genome assembly